CCGAUAGAUAAUUAUCAAGCCAUAUUUGAUCCAAUCAGUUAUUUUUGAUAGAUGUAUAUCCUUCAGCUGUGCGAAAACGAUAAUUUUAUCUCAUCUUAAUGCGGUGGUUUCCACAUUGGCGAUAUAUCCAUAGAAAACUUUGACGUUGAUGCAGAUAUCAGUAACAAGCCCUUGUAUGUAACUUGCUUUUGUUGGUAUGCAGUGAUGAAUAGUAGAGGUAAACCUUUUUAAACCAGCGUAAGCUAUCCAACCUCCAGCAGGUAGAAAAGUAAUGCUGUUCUAGUAGUAACCGAGCUCACCGAGCACGUAAACACUCAACUAUACUGUGUAUCUAGAUAUAUCGCGUAAAUAGUACAUGUAUCUGCUCUAAUCAAGUCGGUCCUUUAAACGGACACCGAAGAAGGAAAAGUUAUUUAUCCGUUCGAAGUCACCGGUCCGUUGUAUUCUCACAGGGGCUUAAUGAUAUCUCGAUGCAAAUUUUUUUGACAAAGCUGAGUAAGGUGGCUGGCGGACAAAGUCGAAAUCAGAUUUGCUGUGACGGAAUCGUGAAAAUUUCCAUCUCCAGUGCUGAAAUCAUCGUGGUUGCAUACUGCCAUUUAGGAACUUUUGAAGUGACAACAAAAUUUGUCUCAAAAAAUAUUACAUUUAGAAUGUACUUCAGUUAAAUAUAACGUAUGUAUUUAUGGAACAGGAUAAAAUUCCAAUUACAUUUUUCGUAUUUUUUUAAAUUUUUAUUUCUUAUUUUUUAUUCUUUAACUUUUUUUUUAAUUUAACGUAUGUUCAGCAGUGUCUUUCAGACAAUAUCUCUAACGAUUUGGUAACGACACUUGGUGAUUCAAGUUGCAAUGCUAUAUGAUAAUAGCCAACUACAGAAAUGGUAUCAGAAAUAAUAUCAAAAUGUUAUUGGCUGAAAAGUAUCAGAAAACGCACCUGGCUCAUUUACGAGCAGAUUUUAAGCGCGUAAAUCUUGGAAGACCUGUUAAGCUUGUAAAGAUGAACUCAUGUUUUUACCAGUCAGACUGGUGUAUGAACUAAUUGACCAAUGGGCUUCGUGUUUCCAACUAACGAUGAAAUCUUCUUGUGAGCAUAACCCUUCUAACAAUAACACUCCUGUCAAAAUGCUAUUAGCUAAAAUAGUGUUGCUGCUCUUUAUCAACGAACACUUCGACUGGCGAACCGCCCAAGCGUUCCUUUUGCCUUCAAAGCAAGUGCGAAUGCGUUCAUCCGUCUGUUUUUAUUCGUGUCGACUGCAGCGCGACGUGGCAAGAAGUUCCAAGGAAGUGGUGCGGAUCGGCAACACAGACGAUCAACUGCGUUUAACAACAGCUGGUCAAAUAUUAGCUUGUCUGCUCACGACGUUGCGGUCAGCACCAGGCUGCGAGCCAGGGGCCAGCCAAACAGACGAUUUGAUUGGUUGUUCUAAAAAUCUCCGCUGGAACGAACGAAGUUUCUUUUGCUGGGAAGACUUCCGGUAGUUGUCAUCUGUUUAGCAACGAUAAACGUGCACCGAAACGGACUGUGUAUUGUUUUAGGAAUUUUUGCAAUACGCAGAGAGACACGAUCCGAGCAAAAGUGACCAUUGUUUUUACUAGUUAGACAUAUACUGUCCAUGGUCAACCAGCCUGUCUGGCAAAUAUAGAGUUAUAAUCAAAGUAGGAACAGACGGGCUCUUCUUCUAUGUGACACUAUUAGGAAGUGACGAGAAUCCAUAUACCAUUAAUUUGAAGUUUUUUUUUAAGUGUAAAAUACAAGACGAAUCAACCUUUUGUGUAGUGGUGCUAGCUUGAUACUUCCGCGAUAGAAAUUCUGUCGCGGCAUAGACCGAGAGCAAACCAAAAAACGAUGGCUAAAUGUGAAAGCGUAGACAAGGAUCUGGAUAAGCUUCUUGAUUCGGCUUUGGAUGACUUCGACAAGCCGAAAACGCAACUAAUGAGUGCGGCUGCCGCUGAAAGCGUUCAAAAACAGCCCCUGGCUGAUGGUGCAAUGCCAGUAACUUCGGAAGUAGACGCAGCCAAAAGUGUGGCACAAAGUGGAGGAGGCACGGCCAACAAUGACGCAGGCUCUGUCCCAGAAGACGAGAGCGCUGCAUGGAAGACGGAAAUUGAAGAAAUUAUGAAAAAAAUUAUGGAUCAAAAUCCGUUGUUUCAGGAGUCGUUGAGUAACAUUGCUCAGCCAGCGUCGAAGACACCUAGCGCCACAAAUGAGUCGGACUCUUCAUCGACAUUCCAGGAAACGUUGGACACAAUCACGAGGGCCAUUCAGCAAUCCCUGCCGCCAGCUGAGAGCAUUAAUGACGGCGGCAGUUAUCGCAUGCUUGACCUAGAUAAACUUCUGGGUAGCUUAGGCUUCGGCGGUGGAGAUAGUGCCGCAGGCAGCAGUGAUGAUGUCGGAGGCUUUAUGCAGAUGAUGCAAGGAGUCAUGCAGAAUCUACUCUCGAAAGAACUCUUGUAUCCGGCACUGAAGGAUUUAACCGAAAAGUACCCGAAGUGGUUGGUCGAAAAUCGUGACAAAACGCCGACAACAGACAUCGUUCGCUACGAGAAGCAGUUGGAAAUUAUGGUUAAGGUGUGUGAAACGUUCGAUGAAGAAAACGACGCGGAUAGUCACGACAUCCGGAAGGAACGAUUCGAAAAAAUUCUUGAGCUGAUGCAGGAAAUGCAGAAGUGUGGUAAUCCUCCGGCAGAACUCAUAGAAACUGGAGAAGUCGUUCCGGGUGUUCCAUCGGGACAGUUACCGAAUAUGCCAACUCCGCCGCCUGAGUGUAGUCAACAGUAGUUAACGUAGCAGCUGCAACGGGACACAAUAAAGUAAUACUAAAGAGUAAUUCUGCUUUGAAAAGUAAAAAAAAACAAACGCUACGGUCACGUGGCUGUAGCUAAUUGCUCUUUGAGAUGACUCAUUAAAGGGAUUUUUUUAAACAAAAAAAAA
This is a messenger RNA of Varroa destructor (honeybee mite), 2928 nucleotides long. It is a transcript of the gene Pex19, whose product is annotated as peroxisomal biogenesis factor 19. The record is from RefSeq and is a predicted model, not a curated record. NCBI's taxonomy places the organism in Eukaryota, Metazoa, Arthropoda, Arachnida, Mesostigmata, Varroidae. Gene Ontology annotation, cellular component: peroxisome; peroxisomal membrane. Gene Ontology annotation, biological process: protein import into peroxisome membrane.